This is a messenger RNA of Nasonia vitripennis (jewel wasp), 2444 nucleotides long. Its product is annotated as T-cell activation inhibitor, mitochondrial. The coding region runs from base 460 to 1941 and encodes 493 amino acids. The record is from RefSeq and is a predicted model, not a curated record. NCBI's taxonomy places the organism in Eukaryota, Metazoa, Arthropoda, Insecta, Hymenoptera, Pteromalidae. Gene Ontology annotation, cellular component: mitochondrion. The transcript has 10 exons.
AGUUGAACUAACGAUGCGGUAUUUUAAGAAGUCGUAUACAAGAGUAUGUCGGAUGUCCUACUUAGCCUGAAGCCGAUAACUCCCAAAAUAAGAAGUCGACGUAUACGCUAUACAAGCUAGAAAUCGUCCAACAUUUCAUUUCGAAAUAAUUCGUUGGUGCAACUCAGCACCACCUGCGUCGCUGUACUCAACUAUAUAUAUAUAUAUAGUAUGACAUGACAACAUCGCGCGUUCUCGUCUUCCCGCGCGCAUCAUCAGCUGAGCCAAAACAUCGCAUCAGCAGUAGCAGCGCUGCUACAAUCUCGUUCCCCACAGCGAUCGCGACGCAGCUCCUUUCGACAUGGAGACGACGGAGGUGUGGACGAAGAUCAAAUAAACAACAAGUUUGUACGUCGAGAAAACGAUCGUCGCCUCAAGUACCACCACCUACCUCCCAAAAGAACCAUCGACUUUUUCAACAUGUACUGCACGCUGAAACGAUGCUUCUGCAGCGGCAAGGAGGCAGUGCGCGCCCUGAGCACUAGUGAAAUCUCCACCGCCCUCAGGCCCUUUUACUUCACUGUACAUCCCGACUUAUUCGGACAGUUUCCCACGCAGAGGACAGUGAAUGAGAACUCGCUGAAACAGCUGAGCUCUGCCAUAGAGACACUGCAGCAGAAGCGUGCCAUCAGGCCGACAACUCUGGCAUUCUACCUUCGCUCAAAGGAUGAGAAAGAGCUGAAAGCUGGAAAGUUCACUUUGGUGAACAUACAGCUGAACGAGCAAGACCUUCGCAAGACUAUUCUUUCCAUUCUGAAGACGUGCAAUUUACCAACAACUUUUGUCGACACAAUCGAGGAGAAGAAUCCUCCAAGCUUCAACAAUGGAAAGGAUAAGUCGAGGUUCUGGAGCAAGAAUUAUUCUGCUGCUGAUAUUGACUUUUCUGAGCUCGAGGAUGAUCCGCUCUAUGCUUCCAUUUUGAUGAGGAGGAAAAUGAACACAGUGCCUGAUACUUUGAAAGCCUACUUAGAUAAGAAUGUCAACGAUGCUCAUAUCAAAUUUGAAGCAUGCAGGCCUGUCAGAUCAGAGAUCAAGAAACUAGAGAUAGCACUCUGUAAAAAUUUAGGCUUGAAAGACAUCAUUUGGGAUUGUGGAUGGAACAUAACUCAUUAUCGAGGCUGCUUGCUUGCUUUUAAAGCACUAGCAGAGCACCAUCCAAAACCAAUGGAAGUUUUGAAAGACAGAACACUUGUGUUUGCUAAUGAUACAGGCAUUGGACUUGAAGGAAAUGUCAUGCUGAACUCUGGCGAAGUCCGUCAUAAUUGGCUGGAUCUGAUCAAAAACGUUAAGAAGUACGAUGCGACUCUACUUAGGUUGCCAGCUUUUGAGAAAGCAGUAUCAAGAGUAUUACUGGACAUAAAGGUUGGACGAAGGAUAUUCUGUAUGUGUAGGAAGUUCAUGCCAAAGGUGAUGGUUGGUCAAUAUGAAGCUCAACUCCGCCAAUUGACAACGACUUUAUCAGACUACCGCGGCAGAAGAAAAUAUCCUAGUUCAUGGCCAGAAAACUUGUCUGCUUAUGAAAUCGUAAUAGAGGCAGAAGCUGGGCCUCUCAUGCUAUCUCCAACUGGUCAAUUUAUUGUACCAUCUUCAUGUCCAAGCUUCUUACUAGUCAGUUUUAUCACAGAGAAUCUUGAAGAAGCUACAAAAAGAUUGCACCAUUACAACAAUAUUAAACACAUCGAACGUGCGUUACAUGAUAAAGCUAUUCGUGAAUUAAAAUUAGCUGCACUGAACAAAGACGACAGCAUAACUCCUGAUCUGAUGAUUCAAUGCUGUGAACGCUUAUUGUUGCAUAAAAACGUUUUAACGCCAAUGCUAGAUGGAGUAUUGCUCUGGGUUACACACUAUUAUUCCGUUAUGAGCGAUGGAGUUUUGUGUAUUCCGUGGGACUGGAAACUAUAAAUUAACGUUUUUCAUUGAAAAAGAUCGUGUUUCGAGAAUGGCAACAACGCUUACUACUGUAUUUGACUUUUAGUUUACUACGAAAAAAAAUUGUAAAUGAUAUAUUAUCUUUAUGACUUUAAAUUUUUUUUUAAUUCAGCAUAUGUAGUCAAUAAGUUUUCUAAAUUAUGAAAAACGUAAAAAAAUGUACAAAUUAGAAUCGAUGAUUAAGUUAUACCCUGUAAUUAUGUAAAUGGUAGAUUCUUACUUUCAUAUGCAUUGCUGUACAUACAAUACUCAUUGUGACAAAUCAAUUAUAUUGUUAAAUAAUAUACAUAAAGAUUGCUUUGUUUGGAAAGAAAGCAUUUUUGUAUUUGAUGUCAAUACUUGAAAAUACUGUAGUACAAACAAGAACUCUUCCUACAUAUUCUUAAUCGUUUUACGUAAACGACGCGGUUGCGUAGAAUAAACUAAAUGGCUGUUAACUACAUAUAUGGAAAUACAGACAUUAUUUUGAAAUCAUU